Parnassius mnemosyne (clouded apollo) is the source of this 918-nucleotide messenger RNA. NCBI's taxonomy places the organism in Eukaryota, Metazoa, Arthropoda, Insecta, Lepidoptera, Papilionidae. The record is from the annotation of a GenBank genome assembly.
AUGCCACAAGAAAAGGGAGAGGGGCCCGAAGAUGUUGAUACCAUUGGGAUUUAUGUGGGAGGAAGAAAUGUUGAAGGCGAAAGACAUGGUGAGGGUUGGGCAGUGCUUCCUAAUGGUGACUUUUACCAAGGGUGCUAUUGUCGUGGAUUGAGAAAUGGAAAGGGGCUGUACGUGUUUAAAAAUGGAGCUCGAUACGAAGGUGAAUGGCGUCGAGCCAUGAAAUACGGCGUGGGCCAGAUGACGUACCCUGAUGGUUCCCGUUACGAAGGCGAUUGGAAGCACGACUUGAAACAAGGAUUUGGCGCUUACUACUACCCCAACGGUGACAUUUAUGAAGGUGCUUGGUUUAAAGGCAAACGACAUGGUCUAGGAACAUAUUACUUCGCCGAAUAUCAAGUUAAAUUCAUGGGAACGUGGGUUGAAGGUGUAAUUGAAGGUCCAGGGCAAAUUAUUUAUCCACGAGUUCGUUUUCACGGCUCGUGGUUAAGAGGUUUGCCUAAAGGGCCUGGGUGCUUUGUUUUUGACACCAAUUGCAUGCAACAUGGCUUCUACGCGUUGAUUAAAGAUCCGGACCUCGAGGAAUAUGGUGAAGGAGAAGAAGAGAAAGACGAUAAGGUACAAAAGAAUGAUACAUUAGAAGAGGGGGAAGAGGAAACUGAGCUAGAUGAAACAUUAGGUAAAAUAGCCGUGUGGCGGGCCCGCAAUGUAACGGCUUACAUGGCAGAGUUCCUUCCACCUGAGCCCGUUCCAUUGCCCAUUCAUGACUCAAUACCCUCGCUCACACAAGAAAGCGUUGAUACCGACCUACUCCAAUUUGAGCCGCCAUCUGCCGCUUCUGAAUACGAGGGUGGAGAUGACAAUGAUUCGUGGUUACUUCAUCGACAGAAGUUCCUUGAAGAAACUGAGCUUAAAGAGUGA